Molecule: messenger RNA, 1702 nt
Organism: Haplochromis burtoni (Burton's mouthbrooder)
Lineage: Eukaryota; Metazoa; Chordata; Actinopteri; Cichliformes; Cichlidae
Product: apoptosis facilitator Bcl-2-like protein 14
Exons: 6
Coding region: 429-1178 (249 amino acids)
Biological process (GO): regulation of apoptotic process
Source: RefSeq, a predicted model, not a curated record
ACGAUGCUUGCUGCGGUUUAACAGGAUAAAUCAAGCUGUGACUCAUCUGCACAGCUGAACUUUGACCUAUGAUGCUCAGAAGGAACUGAGACUAAAGUAAAAAUAAAAUCAGUCUCAGUGACGGAAAUAAAAAUGAAAGCCAGACUUUAGAAAAACAGGAAACCUGACCACAAAACUACCCCCUCCCCCCCCCCAGCUGCGUGUCUCCACCCCUGCAUGAUCACGUGCCUGGCUCAGGGCGGCAGCAGGGUGCAGUUUUAGAGGAAGCACCUGCGCAGACUCGGUUCUUCUGCGCUGUGACGCUGAUCAGCUGUUUCUCCGUCAAAGUGAAAGUAAAAGUGUUCUCGCUCGCGUCACAGCUCCAGGAUCAGCUGAUCCGACAGGUUCGCUCUUCCUCCUCCGCAGGUGUCCUGGACACGCAGCUGAAAAUGACAAGCCAGCGAGCUGAAGAUGCCACGGAAACCAGCGAGGUGUUCCAGCUGCUGGAAAAGUACUGCAGCAAGAGGUCAAAACAGCGCUCACCUGAGAUGGCAGUGAGGACGAUUGCUGCCCGCCGUGUGAAAGGAAACGUCCCAGUUAUCUUUCCUGAGGGUCCAGCUCCCAGUGCAAGUUUCCAGAAGUCUCUGGAGGUUGUACUUGAUGGAGAAGUUUGUUUCUCAGGUGAGUCUUCCACCUGUGAUGAGGUGCACAACAGGAUGCUCAGUACCUCAGCGCACACGGAUGGUGAGUGUCCAAAGCGGCAGCAGGACACUUGUGUGAAGGUGAGAAUGUCGGAGUCCUUUUACUCUGCCUGUUCUAACGAGGCGUCUCGCUGUGCCGCAGACAUCGUCCAGAGACUGGUGGAGCUGAUCAGAGCGGAGGGAGACGACAUCGACAGGAAGAUCAAACAGAACCUGGGCCUCCAGCAGCAGCUCAGAGACCUGGACUAUGACAUGUUCAAGGAGCUCACCUCCAGCGUGCAGAGCCUGGUCCACCCGGCGGAGCAGGCGGCACCCUCUGAGGUUCACAUUCAGAGGCAGAAGAUCGCUCUGGCCUUCGAAGUGACCAGCAGGCUGUCAGCCACGAGUCUGGUCCACCAGAGGAGGGUGCUGAGCUUUGGAGAGCGGUACAUUCAGGAGAACCACUCGGCUUGGGUGGAGCAGCACAGAGGCUGGGCUGAAGCUUUCAGCAUCGACUGAGCCGCACGAACCUCAGAGGAAUCUCCAGGUGGAGGUCACCACGCUGUCAAAGUUCAAGUAUUUGAGCCAUAUUUGUUUUGUAAAAGUAGAAUUUUUUAAAAUAAACUUUUGAAAAACACACAUGCUGACUGAGUGUCACUGACAGUCUUUGUAAACUGAGAAGUUCUUACACCCAUCAAACUCUCGCUCCGCCUUCCUGGACGGUCAGUGACCUCGCAGCAGCCAUGUUAUUGGUCACACGAUGUCAUUACAAAUACUCCAAAAGGCUCCAACAGCACAAACGCGGUGCAGAGCUCAGCCAAGCAGCUACAGCCACCUGUGUCACCAUCCACCUGUCAGUCAAAGAGGCCACGCCCCUAACAAUGCAAACUUUCAAACAGCUACAGAGACCAAACGGUUUGUGUAUCAGACUGUAAACAUGUUGAUCUUAACACAGGAGUCUAUGAGUGCUGACUUCAUUCAGUUCAAUUCAACUUUAUUUAUACAAAUCACAACAACAGUCACCUCGAGGUGCUUUAUAUUGU